AUGGCACUAAACAGAUUAUUACCAACUCCAACUCGGCUUUCUCAGCACCAACUUGAGACUGAGGAAAGAGCAGGAUCACAGAGAUCAGGGCAGACUGCUCUAGUCUCAUCAAGAGAACCUCCUCCUUAUGGGAAUAGAAAAUGCUGGAUACCUCGUUUGUUAGAGGAUUUUGGAGAUGGUGGUGCCUUUCCAGAAAUACAUGUGGCCCAAUAUCCAUUGGAUAUGGGAAGAAAGAAGAAAAUGUGCAAUGCAUUGGCCAUUCAAGUGGAUGCAGAGGGAAAAAUUAAAUAUGAUGCAAUUGCUCAUCAGGGACAAUCAAAAGACAAGGUCAUUUAUAGCAAAUAUACUGACUUGGUUCCCAAAGAAGUUAUGAAUGCAGAUGAACCAGACCUACAAAGACCUGAUGAAGAAGCCAUUAAAGAGAUAACAGAAAAGACCCGAGUAGCCCUAGAGAAAUCUGUGUCUCAGAAGGUUGCUGCUGCUAUGCCAGUUCGAGCUGCAGAUAAACUAGCUCCAGAUCAGUAUAUCCAGUACACACCAUCUCAGCAAGGAGUGGCUUUCAAUUCUGGAGCUAAGCAAAGACUUAUUCGAAUGGUGGAAAUGCAAAAAGAUCCAAUGGAGCCUCCAAGAUUCAAGAUUAAUAAGAAAAUUCCUCGUGGACCUCCUUCUCCUCCUGUACCUGUCAUGCAUUCUCCUAGCCGAAAGAUGACUGUGAAGGAACAGCAAGAGUGGAAAAUUCCUCCUUGUAUUUCAAACUGGAAAAAUGCAAAGGGCUAUACUAUUCCAUUAGACAAACGUCUGGCUGCUGAUGGGAGAGGACUGCAAACAGUUCACAUUAAUGAAAACUUUGCCAAACUCGCUGAAGCUCUCUACAUCGCUGAUAGAAAGGCUCGUGAGGCAGUAGAGAUGCGUGCUCAAGUGGAGAGAAAAAUGGCCCAAAAAGAAAAGGAGAAACAUGAAGGGAAGCUUCGAGAAAUGGCCCAGAAAGCUCGGGAGAGGAGAGCUGGAAUCAAGACCCAUGUAGAAAAAGAGGAUGGAGAGGCUAGGGAACGGGAUGGAAUAAGACACAAGAGAUGCAAAGAAAGACAGCAUGACAGGAAUCUUUCCAGAGCAGCUCCUGAUAAGAGAUCAAAACUCCAGAGAAAUGAGAAUCGAGAUAUCAGUGAAGUCAUUGCUCUUGGUGUGCCCAAUACUCAGACUUCCAAGGAAGUUCAGUAUGACCAGAGACUAUUCAACCAGACUAAGGGUAUGGACAGUGGUUUUGCUGGUGGAGAGGAUGGAAUUUAUAAUGUUUAUGAUCAAGCAUGGAGACAUGGCAAAGACAUGGCCCAAAAUAUCUACAGACCCAGCACAAAUCUGGACAAAGACAUGUAUGGUGAUGACCUAGAGGCCCGAAUAAAGACCAACAGAUUUGUUCCUGAUAAGGAGUUCUCUGGCUCAGUUCAUAGGCAGAGUGCCCGAGAAGGACCAGUUCAAUUUGAGGAAGAUCCCUUUGGUCUAGACAAAUUUUUGGAAGAAGCCAAACAGCACGGAGGGUCUAAAAGACUCUCAGAAAGUAGUCACUCAAAGAAACAUGAACAUGAAGGCAAGAAGAGGAGGAAGGAGUGA
Gracilinanus agilis (Agile Gracile Mouse Opossum) is the source of this 1608-nucleotide messenger RNA. Its product is annotated as SNW domain-containing protein 1-like. The transcript has a single exon. Gene Ontology annotation, cellular component: spliceosomal complex. Gene Ontology annotation, biological process: mRNA splicing, via spliceosome. Lineage: Eukaryota; Metazoa; Chordata; Mammalia; Didelphimorphia; Didelphidae. The record is from RefSeq and is a predicted model, not a curated record. The coding region runs from base 1 to 1608 and encodes 535 amino acids.